Messenger RNA from Patella vulgata (common limpet), 4584 nucleotides. Its product is annotated as surfeit locus protein 4. The record is from RefSeq and is a predicted model, not a curated record. The transcript has 4 exons. Gene Ontology annotation, cellular component: membrane; endoplasmic reticulum-Golgi intermediate compartment; endoplasmic reticulum. The coding region runs from base 283 to 1095 and encodes 270 amino acids. Lineage: Eukaryota; Metazoa; Mollusca; Gastropoda; Patellidae. Gene Ontology annotation, biological process: Golgi organization.
UUCACUCCCUCUGCAGGAUACAUUUAUUGCUUAGUUCUCCUUUUCAAUGCAGAAGAAUUAAUGUUGAUUUAUAAAAUAAUAUGUUACACCAAUUUAAAAGUUUUAAAUUCUAAAACCACCUCUUGUUGCUGCAUAAGUUACAGAUAUCAAGAGAAAAGUUUGUAGAGUUUGCAGAGGGAGGAAGGCCACUAAAUACUGUAUAUCAACCUGAACUUCCGGUCAGAGUGGUUGACAAGUUUACGUGGCUGUAGUAGCCUGUAGAGAAUACAGUUUUUCGGCAAAAUGCCGAAGCAAAACGAAUUAAUGGACAAAGCCGAGGACGUCGUAGAUCAGGUUUUACGACACUCAAAACAUAUCCUGCCUCAUGUUGCCCGCUUCUGUCUUAUUUCAACAUUUCUUGAAGAUGGGAUACGUAUGUGGACACAAUGGGGAGAACAGAGGGACUAUAUGAAUGCUUCGUGGGGGUGUGGUUGGUUCUUGGCAAGUGUGUUCGUGUUCAUUAAUCUAAUUGGACAACUAGGAGGCUGUGUUAUGGUUUUGAGUCGACAAAAAGUUACCAUAGCAUGUGGAAUUCUCUUUGCUAUCAUUGGCUUACAGACUAUUGCUUACAGUAUUCUGUGGGAUAUCAAGUUUUUAUUAAGGAAUUUGGCUCUCGCUGGUGGUGUGUUAUUAAUAUUGGCUGAAGAAAGAGCAGAAGGAAAGAGUUUAUUCGCUGGACUACCAUCACUCGGAGAGAAUAAUCCUAAGCAGUAUAUGCAGCUCAGUGGUCGAAUCCUUCUGGUUCUCAUGUUCCUCACAUUGUUAAGAUUUGAAUUUAAUUUUAUUCUGAUAGUGCAGAAUCUUGUAGGCACUAUUCUAAUUGUACUUAUAGCUGUAGGCUUUAAAACAAAACUAUCUGCGUUAAUUCUAGUUACAUGGCUCACUGGGCUCAAUUUAUAUUUUAAUGCUUGGUGGAGUAUUCCUGAUUACAAACCCAUGCGAGAUUUCUUGAAGUAUGAUUUCUUCCAGACGCUGUCGGUAAUUGGAGGUUUGUUACUUGUCGUAGCCCAUGGUCCCGGUGGUGUCAGCAUGGAUGAACACAAGAAAAAAUGGUAAUACUUGCUCUAUUAGGAAAUAUUACCUUGGUUACCAGUAGAUGGUUGCUAUGAUGCAUUGACCUUUGUAUGGUUAAAUGUUUAUUAUUAAUGAUAAUAAUAUGGCUGCCAACAUUUGUGUUUGGAUCAUUAGUUUGUUUGAAUGACUUUUUAUAGAAAAAUAAAAAAUGAAAAUUUAAAAAAAAACGUAACAGGAAUAGGGUUAUAGUUGAUUGUAUGUCGAUUUUGUCAACAAACAAUUCAAUGAGUCAAGCACUUUCAGACUACGCAUUUUAAUGAAACCAUAGCAACUCAUUUUGUAUUGACAUGGAAACAGUAGUUGCCAUAGCAACUGUAGCUGCUGGAUUGGUAUUGUGGAGAGAAAUGAAGGUAGCUAUUUAAUAAGUUUUGUUUGGCAGCCAGUCGUUAAGUGAUCUUUAUUAUUUAAUUGUUAGACUCUUAAAUUUCAAAACACAUUGGGGGGAAUUAUUAAGCAUUAACCUGAAUAAGGUCUGAUGCAGUUCAUAGAUGCAGGUCUGCUUCAAUGAAUCUGUUUAAUAACUACUUCCAUCCCUGUCCCGAACACAAUUGAAAAGCGGUGUUGAUUACUUUGUUAGAAAUAUGUACACAUUAAUAAAUUUUUUAUUGUGUUUAUUUAAACAUUCAUUGUAAUUGUUGACUGUUGUGAAAAAAAAAAAUUGUUGUUGUAAAUGGGCCUGAAGACGUCUGUAUGUUAAAUGGGGGGUUAAUUUAUUGUUUGAAUAUCGGGUGACAGUUAUAGACAAAUUUUCAUCCCCUUUUCUCUGUAUUUAUUAUUUUUGAAACAAAUUGUUAAAGAAAAUAUUUAGAUUGUCCUUCCUGACGAAAUUCUCCCUUUUCUACGUAGACAUUUUCUAUAAGUUACGUAAAUACAAGUUAAAAACUGUAUUCAAAUCGUCCUAACUGAUGUAAACUUUGUUUUUCUUUGAACAGUCUGAAUGAUAUAGUCACCAUAUUUCAUUUCUUUGUUGUUCAUAGAAUAUUAUUGACAAUAGUCAAUUGAUUAUUUUAAUUAAGUUACUUUACAAGGUGAAAACAGUAGAGUACAGUUGCUUGCCAUAUAUAAGAAAUAGUACCGGUUAUUAAAUAUGCUAUUGUAUUUUCUUUAUAAGUCUCUAGUAUUUUAUAUUAAAUACCAGUAAUUGUAGAGCAUUCUAAGAAUACAUGGUUAUUUAUUCUAAGAUUUAUGUUACAUGUGUUUACAAUGGUGGUGGUCAAGAGUAAUUAAUUACCACACAAAAAAAAAAAUCUUGAGGCCAAUUGUAGUUUGUCACAAAAUAUUAUUUUCUCAGAUACCUUUUAAAGCUAGAUGCCAGCAUCGUUGUUCAUUUUCAUCAUUGUUCGUAUGUUUUAUGUCAUAUAAACAUGUUAAAGUAUGAUAAAAAGAAAAUAAAUGAUCUUCCAAUAUCCCCUCACUACCUUCUGUUUGUAACUUAUAUUAUGUAGCUGGUUUAUGUAAUGAAUUGACCGGUAUGUUUGAUUAUUAGUUGGAGGUUUAACGACCAUCAAAUUUGACAAGCCUGUUGGUGCAUGCUUCUCUAGGUAGUUGUAAGUGUGUGAUAACAAGAUGUUAUUCUUUGAUUACGUUUUAACUUCCAACAACAGAUCAGAUAUUAAUAUUGUACAAACGUUAAAGUUUGUAAAGAUACAUGUAAAUUAACCACCACAUUCCUGUAAGAUUUUAAUAAUCAUUAAAAUACAGAUGUGACCCCAUCCUUUGAUGUUGGAGUAUCGUUAUUUGGAUUAAUGUACGGAUAAUUUGCCAGUCGCACAUUAUUUAUACUAGAUGAAAUAUCGGACUUAUGUGACGAUUUCAUUGAAAUGGAUGUGCGAGAUAAUGUCUGUAUUUUAAGUUGUUUUAUGGUCCUGAGCAAGAUAUUGCAUAAUAUAUUGUUACAACACUCGGGCUAAUGUCCUCGUGCAGUAUCAAUAUAUUACUUAAUGCCUCGCUCUCUACCAUUAAACCACACUUACUGAGUUUGUGGCCUUUAAUUGACAAAUAUAUACAGAUAUGUAUAUACAUAUUAUUCUACUCUAAAUCUUGUAUAUAUACCUUUAAACAAGUUAUUGACACUUUGAUUUGUAUGUUUCACUUCUUAAAUCAACAAUAUUGAUAAUAGACAAGUACAUUAUUAUCAUUUCUUGUUAAAUUAUUAUGUUAGAAUUAGAAUCAACAAAUUGUUUUAAGUAUCGAAUAAGAGCGAAGGUGAAUCGUGAAUUAUUUUACUGAUGAAGCCACUGAGUAUGGUGCUGGCUCACUAAACAGAAGAUACUGGGUUCGAUUCCAGCGUUGUCAAAGAAAGUUCUUCAGGACUUUCUGAUUUGGUGUCACCUUGUCAGUGGUGCAGGAUGAUCUUGCAGGGAAAAAGUGUCAGGUCGUUUGGAUGAGACCAAAAUCCAUUGUCCGACUGUGUUCUUGUGCAUUUAAAAGAAUCCUUGGAAUUUGAUGAACAUUCAACGGAAACGCCUAUGUCUGGGAAAACUUUUUCCUGCAUGGCAUAUGCCCAUCUUCAUUAGCCUGUUUGGUGAACAAAAAUUAGGACGAUAAACCCCAUUUCAUAUUACAUUACUCAUCUUAUUAAUUAUCAAUGUCAUUAAUGUUUAGGGGGGGGGGAUGGCCGAAUGGUUAGCACGCGCGCACUGUAUCACAAGGCCUGUCAUUGAGUCAACUGGCGUGGUUUUGAAUUCCCGGUUGUACGUGACAAGGAGUAGGGUUGCCUGUCCAACCUCGUGGGGUUUCUCCAGGUCCUCCGGUUUCCUCCCACCGCUAAAGACCCCUACGAGCACGCGAAUUAUUGAAAUAAAAUUGAACCAUGUGUUAGUCCCCAAAUCUGUCGAGUGGACGUUAAACCCCAUUUCUCUCUUUUUCUCGCAUUAAUGUUUAUUUGGUUUUAAUUAAAAUUUAACAAGAAAAAUUAUCUAAACUUGGAUUUAAUUAAAAUUACGAUGUUCAGAAAAAAAAAGAUGCAAGAUAGUAUUGAUCCUAACAAACAUAUAUUUAUUAAUGACUGGAAUUUUCAAAUGAACUACAAGAGACUGGAAAUGGAUUCUAGCAAACAUAGCUUUAUUGAAAUGGAUUCACCUUUUUGCUUUAUUCCUUCAUAGUUAUAUGGAUUGCUGUAACUGCUAAAAUGUAAUAUUUAUAUCAAGCAGUAUGAUAAUUUAUGGCAUAUAUAGUACACCAUAAAGAUUCAGGCCUGUUUUUCAUGUACCUGUUUUUGCCAGCGAAAAAGUCAGGCUAAUGUAAUGGGACCGUUUCCAUGUAAAUGGCGAAAUAGGGCAUGGAAAUGCUUAAAUGGAAAACAGGCUUAAAUCUGAUUCACCUGUUGAUGGAUUGUUACCUUUCCCUGAAUGAUUUCUCUAGUCUCAUAAUUUUAAUAUAAAUACUUUAUAUGCGAUAUAUUGUAUGUGUAGCAUUUUGUUUUUCGUUUUAAAAAUCAAACACGUCAAUAAAAUGUCAAAUACCCAAAUA